Molecule: messenger RNA, 418 nt
Organism: Racocetra persica
Lineage: Eukaryota; Fungi; Glomeromycota; Glomeromycetes; Diversisporales; Gigasporaceae
Source: the annotation of a GenBank genome assembly
AAAUAAUUUAAUUGAGGCUAGUAGAUCUAAUACAAAUUUAAUGGAAACUAGUAGAUCUAAUACUUCUACAAAUUUAAUAGAUAUUAAUAAUUUAAUUAAAACUAGUGAAUUUAAUAGUUCUAUAGAUUUAUUAGAAACUAGUAAUUUAGUAAAUUUAAUAGAAUUAAUUAAAAUUCAAAAAAAUGAAUUAAUUGAAAAUAAUUUAAAUGAAAUUAAUCAACAAAUUACAAAUAUUAAAGUUAAUAUAACUGAUAAUAUAAUUUCAAUGGAUAAAGAAAAUUUUGAUCAAUUAAUUAAAUUAAUUAUUCAAAAAGAUUUAAAAAUAGAAGCUCUAAAUAAUCAAAAUAAUCAAAAUAAUUUAAUAAUAAUAGAUUCAAAUAAUUUAGAUAAUUAUAAUAUAUUAAUUACUAUAUUUUAA